AUAUUUUGUAAGAAAAAUAUUCUGAUUAGCUUCAAUUUGCAAUGACGGAAAUCUUUUCAUGUAAAGAUAAGAACGUAUUGUUGAUUCAAAAAGGACCCAAUGCGCAUGCGCAGUGAAGACAACAACAGCCCACUACAGCAAAACAAUGGCGACUGCCGUGGAGAAUAUCGUUAAAGUACUUGGAGAACAGUACUACAAAGAUGCUUUGGAGCAGUGUCAUAGUUAUAACGCCCGUCUGUGUGCCGAGAGGAGCAUCCUCAUGCCCUUCCUGGACUCCCAAACUGGAGUCGCUCAAAGCAACUGCUACAUUUGGAUGGAGAAGAGACACAGGAGCGCAGGUACAGCACCAGGACAGCUGUACACAUAUCCCGCCCGGCGCUGGAGGAAGAAAAGAAGAGCUCACCCACCAGAAGACCCUGCUCUAGUUUUUCCUCCACUCAAAUCUGCUGAGCUGGAGCUGGGCCUGAAAAAAGAUGUGUUGGGCCCGUUGGAUGGGAGCAGCCUGGAGGCCUUGCUGAAAGGAGAGCCGCUGGAUAAAAGAGUGCCCACAGAGCUCAGACCACCUGAGGAAGAAACCAGUCUGUCUGAGAUCACUGGAACCAGCACGGCCAGCAGCCACAGUGGCUCCACACGCAUCAGGAAGAGGAUCCUUGAGCCCGAAGAAUACUUGGAUGACCUGGACGAUGAAGAUUUUGAGGAGGAAACUCCUAAAAGACGAGGAAAAGGGAAGUCUAAGGGUCGAGGAGUUGGGAAUGGAAAAAAGAAAAUGGAAGCUGCUGCAGCUGCCCAGGAAGAACGAGACAAACCGUAUGCUUGUGACAUCUGUGGGAAACGCUAUAAGAACAGACCAGGCUUGAGUUACCACUACACUCACUCUCACCUGGCUGAUGAGGAGGGAGAAGACAAAGAAGAACCUGAGAUUCACACCCCUGCACCACCAGAGGAACCCAAGACCCCUAAAAAAGGACCAAAUGGCCUGGCAUUACCCAAUGACUAUUGCGACUUCUGCCUUGGUGACUCCAACAUGAACCAGAAAACGGGCCAGUCUGAAGAGCUGGUGUCCUGCUCUGACUGUGGACGUUCAGGACAUCCUUCGUGCCUGCAGUUCACUGCUGUGAUGAUGGCAGCUGUAAAGACUUACCGCUGGCAGUGCAUUGAGUGCAAGUGCUGCAAUGUUUGUGGCACAUCUGAGAAUGACGUGAGUCUCCGCACAUUAUCACUCAAACAAACCCCUUAUACAGAAAACCAUCUGUUAAUGUGUUUAAAUCCUCUUUCCCAGGACCAGCUUUUGUUCUGUGAUGACUGUGACAGAGGAUACCACAUGUACUGCCUCAGCCCUCCCAUGUCAGACCCUCCAGAAGGAAGCUGGAGUUGUCACCUGUGUCUGGCUCUUCUGAAGGACAAGGCCUCCAUUUAUCAGAGCCAGAGCACCGCAAUGGAGUGACGGAGGAACCGCGACAACAGUCUACCUUUGAAGUACACGCAGAAACACACUUAAACUGUUGUGAAACUUUCCAGAGUGAUGGAGAGGCUGGAAGAGAAAUCAUUGCCCCUAACAUAGCCAUUGUUUUUGGUUUUUAUUUUGCUAUGACUGUUACUCACAUCAUGAGCAGUGUUUGAAAUGACUGAGGGCGCAUUUGAAUAGAUUAUAUACACUUCAUGCAUUAUGUGCAGUUUUUCCACAAUCCUCCAUGUUGGGGCCAAUGGUUGAGAUGAUUAAGCACCUGUUUAUGCAUUGCCAAAUAUUUCUUUUCUUUAUUGCUCAUUCAAGAUACAUUUGUUUACAUAGAGCAAACAUAUGGCUUAAUCCUUUUAAGGAUGUUAUGGAUUUAAAUAUUCAUUUGUAUGAGUAGUGGAUCUCUGUUUAUCUUUGUCGUAUAUAAUUAUUUUCUUGCAAGUUAUUCUUUCAGGAAGUAUUUGUGCCAAGGUCCAGAUUCAAAAACCAGAAGAUGGUGCUGCAUUUUUAAUUUCACUCAUUAAUCCAGUUUAUUCCCACAGAACACUCUCAUAGGGCGGGUUAUCUUUCGUAGAAUUUUGUAUGUGAUAUAACCAAUAUCUAUUAUUGUUGACUAACCACAUUGAAUUAUCGUGAGUACUGUAUCGUUUUGUAUUAGUUCUUUUGGUAUAUCAUGUCAGUUUGUAUUUGGUAUUGAAUGUAAAUGCUGUAUUUUUCUGUCUUUUUUUAUUUACAUUUUUCAUAUCGGCCUUUCCAUAAUAAACAUACAUGUAACAGAGAAAUAAUCAUAA
This is a messenger RNA of Pimephales promelas (fathead minnow), 2247 nucleotides long. RefSeq names its product D4, zinc and double PHD fingers family 2, like (gene dpf2l). The record is from RefSeq and is a predicted model, not a curated record. Gene Ontology annotation, cellular component: nBAF complex. Lineage: Eukaryota; Metazoa; Chordata; Actinopteri; Cypriniformes; Leuciscidae. Gene Ontology annotation, biological process: nervous system development.